Bolinopsis microptera is the source of this 600-nucleotide messenger RNA. RefSeq names its product gastrula zinc finger protein XlCGF7.1-like. Gene Ontology annotation, molecular function: RNA polymerase II cis-regulatory region sequence-specific DNA binding; DNA-binding transcription factor activity. NCBI's taxonomy places the organism in Eukaryota, Metazoa, Ctenophora, Tentaculata, Lobata, Bolinopsidae. The record is from RefSeq and is a predicted model, not a curated record. The transcript has a single exon. Gene Ontology annotation, biological process: regulation of transcription by RNA polymerase II. Bases 1 to 600 code for a protein of 199 amino acids.
AUGUCGAGUACUUUUAUGAAAGAAGAAUCUAAAGACUUAUUCUAUGGUCAGUUUGAGAAUGUGAAGUCUGAGAAGUUGGAGUAUGUUUACGAAAGUAUGCCAAUCACCCUUGUUCCGGACAGUGUUCCAGGUGAUCACAUUCCAUUAACUCUGUCUAUAGACUAUGCGCCUAGAGAGGGCUCCUCCACUGAGAUGUAUGUUGAAAAACGGUUUGAUUGCAAUCUUUGUGACAAAUCAUUUAAAUACAAGCAUGGUUUAACUGACCACAUGAAACGAAAACACGAGGGAACGUCCGUUGUUGUAGACUUUGGUUGUAAUUAUUGCCAGAAGUCGUUUGCAAGCAGUGCAGCGCUGCACCGGCACACUCUUACCCAUACCAAUCAGCAGAUCCCUUGCAGGAAGGAGGGUUGCGGUCAAGUAUUUGCAUCUGAGAGUGACAUGAGACAGCACAUCGAGCAGGAGCACCUUGACAAGAAGUUCAGUUGUCGUGUCUGCAGCAAGAUGUUCACCAGAGUCUCCAAUCUCAACAGACACAUGAAACUUCAUCAGAACAUACGAGAGUUCCCAUGUACAUUGUGCGGUAAAGAGUUCACACAGUGA